AUGAGUGUUUCUGAAUCUUUUACACGUAUUGAAUCUUGGUUAUCAAAAAAUGCACCUAAUGUUCUUCGUCAAUUAAAUAAAUCUACUGUAACAAACGAUGAACUUAAUAAAGCAGAGUCAAUCUUAGGUGCAAAAUUUCCUCCAUCUGUACGUGAAGCUUAUACACAUUAUAAUGGUGAAUCAACCGAAUCAACAGGUUUAUUUGGUUCUUGGCGUUGGUUACCAUUAAAUGAAAUCAUUGAAUGGAAUAAUGAACAAAAACAAAAUGUUCAAAAAUAUAAGCUUGUAGAUUUUAAACCAUCAUUUAUGAUUCCAUUAUUAGAAUUAACAACAACACAUAGUGAUUUACGUUAUGUUGAAACAAGUGGAGAUGAUGGAAAAGAAGAAACACCAGUUAUUGAAUGGAAUCAUAAUCAACCAACUCGUGAUAUUAAAUAUGGAAGUUUUGAAAAUUAUUUAUCAACAUUUGCUGAAAGACUUGAACUUGGAGAAUAUAAUCCUGAUAGUAACAAUCCAGAUAAAGCACAUGGUCUUGUUCUUAAAAAUUAA
This is a messenger RNA of Adineta steineri, 549 nucleotides long. The record is from the annotation of a GenBank genome assembly. NCBI's taxonomy places the organism in Eukaryota, Metazoa, Rotifera, Eurotatoria, Adinetida, Adinetidae.